GAAGAGGAAGAAAUGCAAGGGGCACGGGCUUGUUGCUUUCAUUUAAAAUAGAAAAAAAUGGAGAAGCGAGAAGUCUAGGCUGAGAGGUAAAAAUCCGAGGACAAACAGAAACACACGCUUUGAAAAGAAGGUAAAAGACUAAAACAAACCAUGACUCCAUGGAGAAAGACCACCAUAGAGCGAUUUGGUGUUGUAAAAUGGAAUUUUGUGGGAUCUGGAGAGAAGCAACUUUCUCUGGAGGUAGGGGAUUUGGUAUACAUCCAGGAGGUCUGUAAUGGCUGGUACAGAGGCCACUUGGCAAAAAGUAAAGCCCAAAAGGGAGUCUUUCCUGUCAGUUUUGUCCAUCUCAAGGAAGUUUACAUUGAAAAACGAGAAAAUGAAGAAGUGGUGACAGUUGCAGAGAUGCCCUUGGUGAAGGAGGUCACCACCACAUUAAGGGAAUGGGGGACCAUAUGGAAGCAGCUAUUUGUGACCAACAAACGGGCGCUUGUGAAGCAGGUGGAGAGGCUGAUGUGGGAGCUGAUGGAGUGGCGUUCUCAGCUCCUGUCAGGAACCCUGCCUAGUGAUGAAUUCAAGGAGCUCAAGCAGAAAGUCACUUCCAAGAUUGAUUAUGGCAACAAGAUCCUGGAGCUGGACCUUGUUGUUCGUGAUGAAGAUGGUAACAUCUUGGACCCAGAGCGAGCAAAUGUUAUUAGCCUCUUCAGGGCGCACGAGGAGGCCACAGUCAAGAUCAAUGACCGCAUAAAGGAGGAACAGUCCAACGUUCAGACAGACCACAGCGGGAUUUCAGCUCGAAUCCAGUCCUCCCCCACUCACAGCCUUUACGUCUUUGUCAGAAACUUUGUCUGCCGGAUCGGGGAAGACUCAGAGCUCUUUAUGUCUCUGUAUGAUCCUAUCAAACAGAAAAUCAUCAGUGAGAACUACUUGGUUCGUUGGGGCAGCAAAGGUUUCCCCAAAGAGAUUGACAUGCUGAACAACUUGAAGGUUGUCUUUACAGAUUUGGGGAACAAAGACCUGAACAGGGAGAAAAUUUAUCUGAUUUGUCAGAUAGUGAGAGUGGGCAGGAUGGACUUGAAAGAAAUCAACAACAAGAAGUGCACUCUGGGUCUGAGGAGGCCUUUUGGGGUGGCAGUGAUGGACAUAACAGACAUCAUCAAAGGGAAGCUCGAGUGUGAUGAGGAGAAGCAGUUUUUCAUUCCCUUCUUCCCAGUGGUUGCCGAGAAUGACUUUCUCCACUCUUUGCUGAACAAAGUCACUGCAUCCAGAGGAGACAGUGGAGGUCAAGGUUUGUGGGUCACCAUGAAGCCUCUGGUUGGGGACAUAGUUCAGAUCCGGAAGGAAUACCCUCACCUGGUGGACCGGAGCACUGUGGUUGCCCGUAAACUGGGUUUUCCAGAGAUUAUUAUGCCAGGAGAUGUUCGAAAUGACAUUUACCUCACCAUACAGAGCGGAGACUUUGACAAGUACAACAAAACAACGCAGAAAAAUGUAGAAGUCAUCAUGUGGGUCUGUGAUGAAGAGGGCAAGGUCAUACAGAAUUCCAUCUGUCUGGGAGCCGGGGAUAAGCCGGUCAGUGAGUACAGAUCUGUCAUCUACUACCAAAUCAAACAACCUCGCUGGAUGGAGACAUUUAAGGUGGCGGUCCCUCUGGAAGAAAUGCAUAGAAUUCAUUUGCGCUUCAUGUUCAGACACAGAUCUUCCCAGGAGUCCAAGGAUAAGAGCGAGAAGAACUUUGCAAUGGCAUUUGUUCGUCUGAUGAAGGAGGAUGGGACAGUUUUACAGGACGGCCUUCACGAUCUUGUAGUUUUUAAGGGUGACAGCAAGCGCAUGGAAGACGUGAACUCCUACUUAUCCUUACCAUCGACUCGUAACCAUCACAGUGACCAGCACAAAGGGGUGGGGCUGAACCGCAGCAGCAGUAUGUCAGUGGGCGGAGGUCUUUCUGUCAGCUCCAGAGACAGCUUCACUAUCUCUACCCUGGUCUGUUCUACAAAACUCACCCAAAACGUGGGCCUGUUGGGGCUGCUCAAAUGGAGGACUAAACCCGAGUUCCUCAAAGAAAAUUUGGAGAAACUCAAAAUUAUUGAUGGAGAAGAGGUGGUCAAGUUUCUGCAGGACACGCUUGAUGCUUUGUUCAACAUCAUGAUGGAACACUCCCAGACAGACGACUAUGACAUCCUUGUGUUUGAUGCCUUGAUAUAUAUCAUCGGGUUGAUUGCUGACAGAAAAUUCCAGCAUUUCAACACUGUGCUGGAGGCCUACAUCAAGCAGCAUUUCAGCGCCACUCUGGCAUACAAGAAACUGAUGUCCGUUCUGAAGAGAUAUCUGGACGUGUCCAGUCGAGGAGAACAGUGUGAGCCUAUCCUCCGAACCCUCAAAGCCCUCGAGUACAUCUUCAAGUUCAUUGUUCGCUCACGCAUGCUUUAUUCCCAACUCUACGAGGGAAAAGAGCAGACCGAUUUUGAGGAGUCACUGAAAAGGCUUUUUGAGUCAAUUAACAACUUGAUGAGAACAGAUUACACCACCACGCUUUUGCUCAGGGUUGCAGCUCUGAAGUACCUGCCAACAGUUCUGCACGAUGUUGAGAAAGUAUUUGAUGCCAAACUCCUCAGUCAGCUCCUUCAUGACUUUUACUCCUGCAUCCCACCGGAGAAACUCCAGAAGCAGAAAGUGGCCUCCAUGACAGAGAUUGUCAGCAGCCAGCUUUUCCAGAAAAAAGAGUGCCGAGAUGUGCUGCUACCCAUGAUGCUUCGGGAGUUAGGCAAGGCUCUGGCCAGCAUGGCGGAUGGGCCCCAUGAUGAGAGGAGAAAUAGUUUGGAGCUGCUUAACAACAUUCUGGAGGUCCUCAGCAGAAACAACGUGGGUGAAACAUUCCAACACAUUCAGGACAUUGUGGUGUCUUUGCUGAGGAUCAUAAACCGGACAGUUAUCACGAUGGGUCGAGAGCAUGCGCUGAUUUCCAGAGUUGUUGCCUGCAUGACAGCGAUCCUCAGUCAGAUGGAUGAUCAUCAUUAUGCAAAGUACAUAGAAACCUUCGCUGGAAGCACUGAUCUUGUGGACUUCUUGAUGGAAUCAUUUCUACUUUUCAAAGACCUGAUUGGAAAACACGUGUAUCCCUCUGACUGGAUGGCCAUGAUUAUGGUACAAAACAGAGUGUUCCUGCGAGCCAUCAACACUUAUGCUGUCACCAUGAACCAAAAGUUCCUUAAUAACGAUGACUUUGAAGUCCAGCUGUGGAACAACUACUUCCACUUGGCUGUGGCGUUUAUUACACAGGAGUCUUUGCAGCUUCAGCACUUCUCGCCAACCAAGAGGAACAAGAUUCUGGUCAAAUAUGGUGACAUGAGAAGGCUCAUUGGCUUUGCAAUACGUGACAUCUGGUACAAACUAGGUAGUCAUAAAAUCUGCUUUAUUCCUGGAAUGGUGGGUCCCAUCCUUGAGAUGACUUUAAUUCCGGAUGAAGAGUUGAGAAGAGCCACUAUUCCCAUCUUUUUUGACAUGAUCACCUGUGAACAUACACAAUUUGGGAACUUCCAGAAGUUUGAGAAUGAGAUCAUUCUGAAGUUGGACCAUGAGGUGGAGGGUGGAGGAGGAGAUGAGCAAUACAUGCAGCUUCUUGAGACCAUCUUGCUGGACUGCUCUGCUGAAAGGCCCAUGCUGAAGCCACAGGUGCAGCACUUUGUCUCCUUGGUGAAGGGUCUCCUCGUUCGUCUCCUUGACUACCGCACUGUCAUGGGGGAUGACAGUCGCAACAAUCGCAUGAGCUGCACUGUCAAUCUUUUGAACUUCUACAAAGACAUCAAUCGGGAAGGAAUGUAUAUCAGGUACCUGUACAAACUGAGAGACCUUCACUUGGAAGGAGAGAACUACACAGAAGCAGCAUAUACCCUGCUGCUCCACUCUCGCCUGCUCAAGUGGUCAGAUGACAUGUGCAGUCCUCAGUUUGAGUUCCAUGGCUCCCAAACGCAGCGCCAGCUCAAAGAAACUCUCUACGACACCAUCAUUGACUACUUUGACAAGGGCAAGAUGUGGGAGGAAGCCAUCACUCUUUGCAAGGAACUGGCAGAACAAUAUGAAAAUGAGAUCUUUGACUACGAGUUACUCAGCAAAAGACUGGAAAAACAAGCCAAGUUCUAUGAGAAUAUCAUGAAGAUAUUGAGGCCGAAGCCAGACUAUUUUGCAGUGGGAUUCUAUGGACAAGGAUACCCACCAUUCCUUAGGAACAAAGUGUUUAUCCACCGUGGUAAAGAGUAUGAGCGCAGAGAGGACUUUCAGAAUCAUCUCAUGAGCCAAUUUCCCAGUGCUGUGCGCCUCAACACCACAACCAUGCCGGGGGAUGAAUACAAAAACUCCCCCCUGCAAUACAUCCAGUGUUUUACUGUGCAGCCUGUCCUGGAAAUCCCUCCUCGUUUGAAGAACAAACCUGUGCCCGACCAGAUCAUCAACUUCUACAAAUCCAACUAUGUGCAGCGUUUUCAUUACUCCAGACCUGUGAGGAAGGGACCUGUGGAUCCGGACAAUGAGUUUGCUUCAAUGUGGAUUGAGCGCACAACCUUCACCACUGUGUAUAAACUGCCGGGGAUUCUGCGCUGGUUUGAGGCUACAGAUUUGAAACAUACUACCUUGUCUCCACUGGAAAACGCCAUAGAGACCAUGGAGUCAACCAAUGAGAAAAUUCUCAACAUGAUUAACCAAUACCAGGCAGACUGGAGUCUUCCCAUCAACCCCCUCUCCAUGCUGCUUAAUGGCAUUGUGGACCCAGCUGUCAUGGGUGGCUUCGCCAAGUAUGAAAAGGCAUUCUUCACAGAGGAGUACUCUCAGCAGCACCCAGAUGACAGAGACAAGCUGCUGCGCCUCACAGACCUCAUUGCAUGGCAGAUUCCAUUGCUUGGUGGAGGAAUAGCCCUCCAUGGAAAAAGGGUGACAGAUGACCUUAGACCUUUCCAUGAACGCAUGGAGGAGUGUUUCAAACAGCUGAAGAAGAAAGUGGAGAAAGAGUAUGGAGUGCGGGAAUUGCCGGACCUUGAUGAGAGAAAAUCCACUCGUCCUCGUUCCAUGCUUCGCUCAUUUCGACAGUCCGUCAUCUCAAUUUCCUCACUGCAGGGAUCUGAAUGUGGGACUCCAACCAAGCCCCAUGCUGACAGGGAGCCUGAAUCACCAAACCACUGGAGCUCCACCUUGCCACGUUCCAGUGGCAGUGUGAGCAUGACCACAGUGGAUGAGGAGGUGGUGAUGGUGGGUGAUUCCGAGGUCAAAAUGAGGAAAAGCAAGAAGAAGAAAAAAAGAAGCAGCAUGAUCUUCAUCUCUGAGGAGAAAGAAGGAACAAGUACACUGCUUAGCAAACGUCUGUCAAAGAAACAGGAGUUUCGUAGCGACACCAACUUGUCUGAGCCAAAUGAUGUCAAUGUGCUGCUGACGAAUGCCAACUCCAGAUCCCUGCCAGCCAUUACAGGGAUGGCCUUGUCAGUGGCUGGUGGGGCAGAAGAAGCAGAUUCCCCCAGAGCUCAGAGGGACAGUAAAAGCAUGUCGGCCUUUGUGACCUCUGAUCGUACAGCAGACAGACGCUCAAAAGGCGUCAUUAACCUGCUCUUCAAAUCCAAGAGUUCCAAGUCAGAAGAUGCAAAGGCCAGUGAAUCAGCCAAAGACAGCCACAAUCACUUCUAAGUUUCAUGUCUGAUUUGCAUUUUUUUUUUUUACUUAUUUCUUUACCCUUAUUUUGCUAUACAUGUGGCAUCUGUUGAUAUGGCUAUAAUAAUGGAGUCAGUUAUUCAAUCUUUCUGUUAGUUUCAGUAUUGCUGUUUCCUUAGUGGAAUUGAUUUUGCUCAUCAAUAAAGCCUAUUUUUGUGAAGUGAC
Messenger RNA from Oryzias latipes (Japanese medaka), 5853 nucleotides. RefSeq names its product dedicator of cytokinesis 2 (gene dock2). Lineage: Eukaryota; Metazoa; Chordata; Actinopteri; Beloniformes; Adrianichthyidae. Gene Ontology annotation, molecular function: guanyl-nucleotide exchange factor activity; GTPase activator activity; small GTPase binding. Gene Ontology annotation, biological process: small GTPase-mediated signal transduction; actin cytoskeleton organization; cell migration. The record is from RefSeq and is a predicted model, not a curated record. Gene Ontology annotation, cellular component: plasma membrane; cytoplasm.